Molecule: messenger RNA, 679 nt
Organism: Girardinichthys multiradiatus
Lineage: Eukaryota; Metazoa; Chordata; Actinopteri; Cyprinodontiformes; Goodeidae
Product: myosin light chain 1, cardiac muscle-like
Exons: 1
Coding region: 18-605 (195 amino acids)
Cellular component (GO): myosin II complex
Molecular function (GO): calcium ion binding
Source: RefSeq, a predicted model, not a curated record
UCCAUCUCUGCUGCAGCAUGGCUCCGAAGAAGGUGGAACCGAAGAAGGCAGAGGUGAAGAAGGUGGAAGCGAAGAAGGAGGAGCCCCCUCCUCCUCCCAAGCCUGUGGAGCCCAAACCUCCAGAGGUAGACCUGAAGAGUAUCGUGGUGGAGUUUACCCCAGACCAGAUUGAGGAGUUCAGAGAUGCCUUCUCACUGUUUGACGAGACACCCAGUGGAGAGAUGAAGAUCACCUACGCUCAGUGUGGCGACGUCAUGAGGGCGCUCGGACACAACCCCACCAACGACGAGGUGCUGAAGCUGCUGGGGAGGCCCAAGGCAGAGGAGAUGAAUGUCAAGCUGCUGGACUUUGACGGUUUCCUGCCCAUGCUGCAGCACGUGGCACGCUCCAAAGAGCAGGGCAACUUCGAGGACUUCAUAGAGGGUCUGAGGGUCUUCGACAAGGAAGGUAACGGCACAGUGAUGGGGGCGGAGCUCCGUCACGUUCUGGCCACGCUAGGAGAGAGGAUGACUGAGGAUGAGGUGGAUCGUCUCAUGGUGGGACAAGAGGAUGCCAAUGGACACAUAAACUAUACGGAGUUUGUAAAGCACAUCCUGGCUGCAUAGGAACCAGAGGGAAUGUUUGGGAUGUGGAAACGUUGAUCCAGAUGUGUUCCUGUAAUAAAACAUCCGCACUUUGA